CAGUCCUCUGAACCUUUUAUAUAGAUCGAGCCAUUGCUGAGCUUAGCAUCAUCCAUAGUUUCCUCUCGUUGUGUUCUUGCGAAUCUAGUAUUCUGUCAAUGGAUCCGUGUACAAUAAGCCGAUGCUCUGGAUUCAUAUAAUGAAGGAAGCAUGGUAGUGCGCACGGAGAAUGAAUCCUUAGAGUCGUCAUGUCUGCUCUCUCUGACGCCCUUCUAGGGUUUAUGAUUAGAGGGCCUGGAUUAGACUCACAUUUCAUCUUCUCAAACUCAUCUGCAGAGUAUUUCUAAAUCAGUUUAAAUUGUUGAUACUUAACCUAGUUUCUGGUAAGAUCGGUUGAUCUGCAUAAUCUCACAGCAUUAAUUUCGUGAAUUUGAUUGAUGUUCACUCAUAUCUUGUGCGUUUUAAUCUGUUAAGUCUUAAAUUUAUGUAUCUAAAUAGGAUUGAAUGUUAGCUUUUUAAACACCAUCGAAGUUAGAGCUUUGUUUGCAUAACUAAUUUUAUAGUUGGAGAAUUAAUUUGUUGGAAGUUUAUUUUUGAAUUAUGUUCAGGUGUAGAAUGGGCCAAAUUUGUUGUGUAUAAUGUCAUAUUGCGACGUUUCAACAAAAAUUUUAUGUUCAAUGCACUUAUUGGUUGGAAAAAUGGUUCCAACAAUAUUCUGAGUGAAAUCAGCCAUUUAGCAACCUCGUGUGGUGUUUGAAUCAUGAUUUUUCGGCGGUGAUGGAGAGAUGGACGCUCCGGCAUCCCUGCUCAACACCCACGUCAAGCUGCUAGCCCUUGAUCUGCUGGCUGUUGUGUCGAAUCCUGUAGAUCAAACCUCGUUCUCCCGCAAUGGCGUUCGUUUGUGUCGGGUGGAGACUAUGGGCGUGAUUGUAAGCCGGGAGUUCAAGCCAGGAAGGUUUUUGAAAUUCUCUAUUGAUGAUACUACUGGUUGCAUCCCCUGUGUGCUUUGGCUUAACCAGUUCAGCUCUCCGUAUUUCUCUCGCAGAAGCCCAGCAGAUGUUCGAGCAAUUGCCGAUAUGGCUGCUAAGUUUGCCUCCGAAGUCCAACUCGGCGUCCUCGCUAGAGUCCGUGGAAAGAUCGCUGGUUACCGCGGAUCCCUACAGAUAACUGUAGCUGACGUCAUCGUGGAGAGAGAUCCUAAUUUUGAGAUCCUCCAUUGGCUAGAUUGCGUGAAGCUAUCUCGUAAUUGUUACAAUGUUAGUACAACCAAAAAAUCUGGGGACCAGAACUGUUAGGCGUGUAUGUCGCCACGUACAAUGGACUUGCAUUUGGUUUUGUUAACUGGCAAUAGAUCAACAAAAAUACAUGUCAUCAAAAAUAGUAUUCAAGCUAAAAACGUAUUGCCAUUUUGGUAAACCUAUUUGAUGGAGCAACUCGGGUGACACAAUCUUAGUGGGACUGUAUAACAAAACAUAUGUUAUGUUGUAAUUUUCGUUUUCAAAACACGUGAGGCACACAUUUUAACAACUCCACUGAUAUCAUUUGGUGAGGAAUCGAUUUGGAUUGGCAUCUAAUUCAUCAUUUGAUAUUAUUUCGUA
Messenger RNA from Ipomoea triloba (trilobed morning glory), 1538 nucleotides. RefSeq names its product CST complex subunit STN1. Gene Ontology annotation, molecular function: nucleic acid binding. Gene Ontology annotation, cellular component: chromosome, telomeric region; site of double-strand break; DNA replication factor A complex. The transcript has 2 exons. Bases 726 to 1235 code for a protein of 169 amino acids. NCBI's taxonomy places the organism in Eukaryota, Viridiplantae, Streptophyta, Magnoliopsida, Solanales, Convolvulaceae. The record is from RefSeq and is a predicted model, not a curated record. Gene Ontology annotation, biological process: double-strand break repair via homologous recombination; nucleotide-excision repair; DNA replication.